Messenger RNA from Jaminaea rosea, 1728 nucleotides. Its product is annotated as peptidase C1B, bleomycin hydrolase. The record is from RefSeq and is a predicted model, not a curated record. Lineage: Eukaryota; Fungi; Basidiomycota; Exobasidiomycetes; Microstromatales. The transcript is spliced from 3 exons. Gene Ontology annotation, molecular function: cysteine-type aminopeptidase activity. Gene Ontology annotation, cellular component: cytoplasm. Bases 52 to 1623 code for a protein of 523 amino acids. Gene Ontology annotation, biological process: response to toxic substance; L-homocysteine catabolic process; proteolysis.
GUCAUCCUACCUCUCACUUCCAUCCCCGACGUCGACAUCGACAUCGACAUCAUGGGUGCCUCUCCUUCACGCCUCGCCUCCACUCCCGCGCCCACCACGCCCGGCAGUGUAGAGAAGCCUGGCUUCCCUCGCGAUGACGCUCCUCCCCAGACUCGCGGCCACCAUUCGGUCGACCGGCUGAAUCGCAUCACCGCCGAGUCCACCACCCGCUCGUCGUCCUCGUCUACCUCGGUGGACAUCUCCUCCAUCCCCUCCUGGCAGUCUAAGCUAGACCAAGACCCGACCUCCCGCCUCGCGGCGCUCACGCUGCAUAACACAACGAUCAAGGAGAGCCUGAGGGUCAGGAAGAGCGAGGUUCAGAUGGUGGAUGUGUUCAACACGGUGGUGCAGAGGGAGAAUCGACCCAUUACCAACCAGCAAAGCAGCGGCCGCUGCUGGCUCUUCGCCUCGCACAACGUAAUCCGCAACGCCAUGCUCUCCACUCUCAAGAUCGACAGCUUCCAGCUCUCCCAGUCUUACCCCUUCUUCUGGGAUCACUUGGAAAAGGCCAACUGGUUCCUCGAGCAGACACUCGACCUCUACGACCGUCCCGUCGACGACCGCGUCUUCUCCACGCUGAAAGCCGAUCCGGUGGGGGACGGCGGGCAAUGGGAUAUGGCUGCCAACCUGCUCCGCAAGUACGGAGCCGUACCGCAGGGUGUGUACCCGGAGAGCUUCAAUUCGUCGUCCACGGGCGGGGUGGACAAGCUGCUCACCACGAAGCUACGCCGCGAUGCGAUCAAGCUGCGUGCUCUGAAGAAGGAGGCAAUGGCCUCCCUCCAAUCGGCCGGGCUAAGCGAGGCCGACGCCGCCUCUCGCGCGGACGUAGCUUGUCGCAAGGAGAAGGCAGCCAUGCUCGAGGACGCCUACCGCCUGCUCAGCCUGGCAGCGGGCGCCCCUCCCCACCCUGACGAGCCCUUUACCUGGUCCUACCGCAACACGGCCGGCAAAAUGGUGACGAUCCGCUCCACUCCUCGCGAGUUCCUGCGCAAGUACGCCCCCCAAUUCGACGUAGAGGGGCAUGCCAGUCUCGUUCACGACCCGCGCCACAAGCCCAACACACUACUCACCGUGGACCGCCUAGGCAACGUGCUCGAAGGCAACCCCGUGCGCUACAUCAACGCCUGUAUCGACGAGCUGGGCACGAGUGCGAUCAAGCAACUCAAGGCGGGCCUCCCAGUCUUCUUCGGAUGCGACGUCGGUCAAUUCUCCAACUCUCAGCUCGGCAUAAUGGACACGGGGUUGUACGACUUCUCCGUCGUUCUCGGGGAGGGCGAGGGGAUGAGCAAGGCGGAGCGCAUCGAGUAUGGGGAGAGCCUUAUGACGCAUGCCAUGUGUCUUGUUGGGGUGCAGCUGGGCGAGAAGGGGGAGCCGGUGCGCUGGCGCGUUGAGAAUAGUUGGGGCCCCACGGCAGGGAAGGAGGGGUACUUUGUUAUGAGCCAGGAGUGGUUUAGGGAGUUCGUCUAUCAGGUGGUCGUGAAGAGGGAGUUCAUGCGCAGCGAGCUCUGGGACCUCUUCGAGCGCGGCGUAGACGAGAAGACGACCGUCUUGCCCAUCUACGAUCCCUUGGGCGCGCUGGCUUAGGCCAGAGCGGUGCGGCGAUAUCUGCUAGAUCUCGAUUCGACUCGACUCGACAAGACUAGACUAGACUAAACUCUGAGCCUCUCCAAUCUCAUCCAUCCUAUUGAC